UCCAAUCAGUCCUGCAGCUGGGCAGCUGUGGAGCUGAUUUCUGUCGAUGGCUUCAUGAAGAGGAGCAACAGCCCAGAGUCGGCCUGGUCCUCGACGUGAAGAACCAUGGACAGCUUGACUCCUCUGUCGUUCUACAACAACGUCAUCAGGGAAGACUUCACCAAGGAUGCCGUCUUCAGAGCAGUUUCUGAGGGAGAUGUUGAGCAGCUCGCUGGUCUGCUGGAGUUCCUGCGAGCUAAAGACAAGCGGCUUUCCAGUCUAGAUUUUACAGAUAAAACGACUGGGAAAACGGUGCUCCUGAAAGCUCUGCUCAACCUGAAAGAUGGCAGAAACAACACCGUUGGGGUCCUGCUUGAAAUCGCAGAGAAGACCGAGGAUUUAGAAACUCUGAUAAAUGCAGCUUAUACAGAUCCUUGUUAUCAAGGUCAGACUGCUCUGCAUGUCGCCAUUGAAAGGAGGAGUCUUUACUACGUCAAGCUGCUGGUCCAGAAAGGAGCAGACGUGCAAGCCAAAGCCAACGGGACCUUUUUCCAGCAGGGUGCAGGACUGGGCUUUUAUUUUGGUGAGCUGCCUCUGUCCCUGGCCGCCUGCACCAAUCAGCCGGAGAUGGUUUCGUUUCUCAUGGAGAACCCGGACAGGAGAGCCGAUCCCACCCAGAGAGACUCCCAGGGAAACACCGUCUUGCACAUCCUGGUGGUGAUAGCAGACGACAGCACAGAAAACACAGAAAUGGUCGCAAACAUGUACGACAGAAUCCUUGUUCAGCACUACAAGCUCAACAAGAAAAGUAAAGUCCAGCUGGAAUCCAUAGUGAACAACGAAGGUCUGACGCCCCUCAAACUAGCAGCCAGUCUUGGUAAAAUUGGGCUGUUGAAACACAUGUUGAGUCGUGAAUUCAUGGAUGAGAGCAGGCGGCUGUCCAGGAAGUUCACACGGUGGGUCUACGGACCUGUUCGCUCGUCCCUUUAUGACAUCGGUUCCAUCGACACGGACGAGAACAACUCUGUGCUGGAGAUCAUCAUCUUUGGGAGUGAAAUGCCGAAUCGACCGGAGAUGCUGCAGAUUGAGCCUCUUCAGAGUCUCCUUCAGAAUAAGUGGAAGAAAUUUGCUUCUAAGCUGUUCUUGAUAAAUUUCCUGUCCUACAUGCUGUACUUGGUCAUCUUCACCUCAGUGGCCUUCUACAGAAAAGACGGAGAGCCUCCUUUUGCCAUUAAUGACCCAGAGGACUACCUCAGUUUUGUUGGUGAACUAAUCGUCGUCCUUGGAGCUUUAAGGUUUCUGUACAAAUCGAUUACCCAAUUCCAGAGGAGACCACCUCAAAUCAGAACUUUGUUCACCAACGGAUUCAGUGACAUUUUGUUUUUCCUGCAGGCGGUGCUGCUGCUGCUGUGCGCCAUCUUGUACUGCUCUGGCUGCAGGGAAUAUGUGGGCCUGCUUGUGCUGGCUCUGGCUCUGGCCUGGGUGAGCCUUCUGUAUUACGCCAGAGGAGUCAAGCAGCUGGGGAUCUACAACGUCAUGAUGCAAAGGAUGAUCCUGGGCGACCUGCUUCACUUUUUGUGCAUCUACAGUGUUCUGCUGUUUGGAUUCUCCACAGCUGUUGUUGCACUCAUUAAGGAACCCUCUGGGACUGUGAGAACAAACGAGACGCUGGUACCAGAAGGCGACUUUAAGUCGGAUCCGUCUGGAUGCAGGAAGCCUGGUUAUGACGAUAUGCGUCACACAAUGAUGGAACUGUUCAAGUUCACCAUCGGGAUGGGAGACCUGGAGUUCACCGACCACGUUGACUACAAGAGCGUCUUCUACAUCCUGCUCAUCUGCUACAUCGUCCUCACGUACAUCCUGAUGCUCAACAUGCUCAUCGCCCUGAUGGGCAACACGGUGGAGAGGAUCUCAGAGCAGAGCGAAACCAUCUGGAACCUGCAGAGAGCUUUUGCAAUCUUGGACAUGGAGAGGGCCUUACCAAGGUGGCUGAAGACGAAGCUGCAUUCCAGGGCGUCUGAAACGGUCCGCCUGAAGAACGACGAGGACACGACUCUCAGAUUUAUCACGGUGGCUGAAAUGAACUGGACUAAAUGGAGGUCUGAUAUCAGCACGAAGCUGGAAGAAGAUCCAGAAAACACCGUGGUUUCUCAAGGAUUGAUGGGCAUCGUGGGACCUAGACUUGUUUCUGAAGAGCUCUCAAACUCUCUUGCAACGUCAACAGAAGAUCAUUCUUUAGCAUAGUUUGAUCCGUUUGCCUUCAUUUUAAUGAGAACUUUUAACUUUUAGUUUUUAAGUUUGAAUAGAAUGUUCUCACAUGUUCAGUAACUUUUUGGUUUAAAUGUUUAUUUUGAAUGAAACUUGUUCGCACAUUCACCACUGGACAUUCGAGAGCUUUUUCUCCCUGGUUAAGACUUUUGUAAAUUACUUUUUCUUGUGUAAGAAUUGCUCACUUGUGUUUAUUUCACUCCUAUUAAAUAAAAUGUUAAACUUUUAUUUAUAUUUUAUUUAAAAUUUUGCUUACAACUGCUGUAUUUUUGCUACAUGAAUUUGUAAUAAAGUGAAUAUAAAAAUGGAUUUGUGAAGAUAAACUGUUUGUCUGAUCACUGGAGUGUGAGAUUAAAGACUAAGUUUACAUUUAUUUCCAAACUUUA
Fundulus heteroclitus (mummichog) is the source of this 2633-nucleotide messenger RNA. Its product is annotated as transient receptor potential cation channel subfamily V member 1-like. The transcript has 15 exons. The coding region runs from base 106 to 2223 and encodes 705 amino acids. Lineage: Eukaryota; Metazoa; Chordata; Actinopteri; Cyprinodontiformes; Fundulidae. Gene Ontology annotation, biological process: calcium ion import across plasma membrane. Gene Ontology annotation, molecular function: calcium channel activity; protein binding. Gene Ontology annotation, cellular component: membrane. The record is from RefSeq and is a predicted model, not a curated record.